Molecule: messenger RNA, 1854 nt
Organism: Adelges cooleyi (spruce gall adelgid)
Lineage: Eukaryota; Metazoa; Arthropoda; Insecta; Hemiptera; Adelgidae
Gene: fy
Product: protein fuzzy homolog
Exons: 9
Coding region: 300-1415 (371 amino acids)
Biological process (GO): vesicle-mediated transport; non-motile cilium assembly
Source: RefSeq, a predicted model, not a curated record
AACAUGAAACAACAAUUAAAACCAAUUAACCAUGUAGUUUGAACUUGGAAGUUACACCGUACACGAUUUUUUUCUAAUUUAUGAAUUAAAAUAUUAGCUGAAUUUUUUUUUUUUAUAUAAUAAAGACUAAAGACUGAAUGAAAACGACAAAAAAAUAGUAUAGCUUUAUUGUUAAAAUUAAAAAAAAAAAUUAAUUAUAAAAAAAUAUAUAUUUUCUUCUUAUAAAUAAUAAUGAAAAAAUAUAAAAUAAAACAACUAAAAUAGAUUAGAAUUAAACAUUUUUUUUUCAUUUUAAUACAAUGUUUGAUAUAAUAUGCACAACAGUAAAUGGCGGUAUUCCGAUAUUUUAUCGGAAAAGUGGUACAGAAAAUUCAGUACCUUUUACAACAUUUUCUACAUUAAACGCUGUAAUAACAUUUGCCGAUGUACAAAAUGUUCAUUUUAAAACGAUACGCACCGAUAAACACUGUUUUGUAUGGCAUAAUGUUGCAAACAGCUUAGUUAUUGCUGGUAUCGGUGAUUUGAAUGAAUGUACAAUAUCUUCAUGUUUAAAAUUGAUAUCAUGUUUGAUCAAAAUGAUGGUUGGUGAAGAAAACAUAAGCAUUAAGAAUACGGAUAGAUUGAAACGAGAAAUAAAACCGUGUAUUCCUAUUAUCGAUCAUUUAUCAAACAUAUUAAGGUCAGGAUCUAUAGAAAAAAAUUUAAUAAGUUCAAUUGAAGUACAAUCGUUGAAAGAGAACAAAGUGAUACAAAGUUGUUUGUGCAGUUGGUCAGAAAUAAUUUGUAGCGAUUUGUGUUGGAUCAUCGUUGACAAGAAAGUUUGUGCUGCUACAAAUGAUUGGUGGAAUUUGCAUAUUAACGAUCGAAAGCUUUUGGUUACAAUUAUUAUAAGUAAUUGUUACGAGUUAAAUACAUCUGCAGACUUUCCUAUUUUUUUACCUCAUUUAUCUAAUAAGUCCUUAUUAAGGCUUGUAUGUUGUAUGAUAGUACAGGGUGUAUGGAUAGCUGGUAUUUGUGGACCCUUACCAAAUUUAGAUAAUAUUGAAAUCAGUGCAGCAAAAUUAUUCAGAUCGAUUAUAAGUUAUUUUCGACCAAAUCACACGAAAAUCGAGCUCGCUUCUGGAUACAUUUUUAUAAAUACAAACACGUCACAGUUUAUACAAAAUUAUUAUUAUUUAAAUACGAGUGUACAAAGUGAAUUACAACAUUUUUAUGAAACGGUUGCAUCGCGCCUUGUAAAAGAUGAUGAGACAGUCGGAGAAAUAUCAGGUGUGGGGAAAAACCAUAAUUUUUACGCAUUACAUUCAAAUGGACUGACAAUGUGUUUAGCAUAUCCAAUAAAACAUAACAUGAUAACGAUCAGGCAUUAUGCGAAACAAGCUUUUCAACAAUAUUUAUUGGACAUCAACAACUGAUAGUAUUUAAUUUACUGUUAGUUUGUUGUCAAAUUCGACAUUCAAGUGGAGUUUGUGAUCGAGAUCACUGGUCUGCAAUUGUGGACUAGACCUGAAUAAACAUCGUUUUGUAAUUACCAUAAUAUAGAAGUUGUGUUUUGUAUUAAAUUAUAUUCCCUUUUAAUGCCGGAAUGCCAUUUAAGUGUUAUUGUGCCUUAUGAUCAAUUCUCGGUAACAUUUUGACACUGACCAUACCUUAGCAAUUGAUUAUUACAUUUUAUAUUAAUUGAAUUAUGAACUGUAGACGUCGCAAAAAGUCUCUCUUGUUGUUUGUUGUAUUAUGUUAAUUCUUGUUUAAAUAUAAUAAAUAUUAAAAAGUUAAAUUGACCAAUGGACAUUGGUCUAUUCUUCGAAGAUCAUUUUAGUAGCCUAUCAUUGAACUUAUACAUUAUUUGCACGA